AUGACUUUUGAACAAACAAAGACUUGGUUACGAGCUCUUGGAUGUACGCCCAAUAUUAUGGCUCGUAGAACUCCAAGAACCAACCCACCCGAGGACGUGACCGAUCACUAUUUAUUGCAAUUCCCACUUGAUGAGCUGAUCUGGGAUUUUUUGCGAUGCACCCACUCAGACGCAAGUGGUGUGCCUUUGUUCGUAUGCCAGGGUUGGGAUAGAUUUUUCAGGAUUCAGGAGACUGUGUAUCGGGAAUUUUUGCUAGAGUUUUAUGCUACAGUUUCCUAUGAUCCUAGGAAGACACCCGACAACAGGAUGACCUUCUCCUUUAGAACUGGUGGUGUGAUUUGGGAGUGCAGUGCGAUUGAGCUUGCCACUCGAGUUGGGAUAUAUACAGUAGACGAGAUGAGGAGUGUCCACUUCCCGGCAUUCCUUGCUGAUUGUCUCACGGGCCAGCUAGAUGACUACAAUCAAAACACUUUCUGA
Molecule: messenger RNA, 477 nt
Organism: Lactuca saligna
Lineage: Eukaryota; Viridiplantae; Streptophyta; Magnoliopsida; Asterales; Asteraceae
Source: the annotation of a GenBank genome assembly